AUGGCGAAUCAGUUGAAUGUAGACGUUACCUAUUUAGAUUCAACCGAUCAUUCGAAUGAUACCAGACAAAUCGUAAAUCACGAUAACAUUUUGAAGUUAGAAAAGCAUACGAAAAUUUUCGCGUCUAUGUGUCCCGAUGAAAUUCUGGACCAUUUUGACGACUAUAAAAUGAGAAAAUAUUUAACAACGCUAAUGCUUGGUGAUAUAUCAGGUUUUACCAAUUUUGUUGAAAAAUUUACGAGAACGGGUAAGGGUGGAGCAUCGAAAUUGACGGAGACGUUGAACAGUUAUAUCGGUCUUAUGGUUCAAGAGAUACUUUCGCAAAAUGGCGACGUAUUAAAAUUUUCUGGCGAUGCUUUUAUCGUCAUGUGGAAGCUUGAAAACGAUAAUCAUAUGCGCGAUCUAGCAACUACGGCGAUUCAAACUGCUUGCAUUAUACAAAAACAUUUUGGCAUUUAUCAGACUGAAGUUGGUAUCACUCUAAGAGUAAAACUAGCCAUAGCCUCAGGUAAGAUAUAUUUCACGUCUAUCGGUGAUUCAGAGACUAUGUCGCAUUACAUGAUAACCGGUAGACCUGUUUGGGAAGUUAAACGUGCCGAAAAACUUUGCAAAGGUGGCGACAUUUUGGUAUCACUUAGCACUUGGCAAUGGAUAAAUCCAGACGAGUACAUCUACGAAACAUUUCCUGAUAGCUUACAUAUUCUUGUUAUAAGCUGUUCUACCAUGUGGUAUACUGUGAAAGACUCUUACAUACCCAACGAAAAAGAUAACUGGGAUCAUAUUAUUGAUGAAUCGCUAAUGCCAACGGAAAACGAUACUUUGGCGUUAAUGAAUCUAUCGGACAUCUCCAUGUAUUUAAGCCAUAUGAAAGAGAUCGAUUAUAGUUUACGACCAAAAAUUAUAGAAAUAGCGAAAGCACAUUUGAAGGAUGGCUUGAGAAGUUACAUGUUAAGACCGGUUAUCCGUUCGAUCGAAAUGGACGAACCGUUGGAAUAUCUAAACGAAAUGAGACAAGUCGUUAUUGUAUUUGUCAACGCAACCAUCAAUGAAAGAAGAAAGAGACAAAUGAUGAAAUUGAUCGACGCAGCGUACAAAAUCGUUUGCAGGAUAGUCGAUGGGAUGCAAGGAUGUGUUAACAAAACGUCUCUCUUUGACAAAGACCUAAUGUUUCUUUGCGUUUUUGGUUUGCGAGGAGAUAAACAUGAACUUGAGUCACAAAUUGGUCUUAAAUGUGGCUUCAGAUUGCGAGUUGCUUUGAAAAAAUUACAAAAUAUUACUAACGUCACCGUUGGCAUUACAACGGGGAUGACAUAUUGUGGUGUUGUUGGUCAUACACUAAGAAGAGAGUAUACAGUUAUUGGAAUGGCAGUCAAUAGAGCUGCUCGACUUAUGACGGUUUACAAAAACAAGGUUGUAUGUGACAGAGAUAGUUUUCUUCAUUCUCAAUUAGAAGGCAUCCAUUUCAAAUUACAAGAACCAAGAUAUUUAAAAGGAAUUAUCGACGUUGGACCAAUUUACGAAUUCAAGGAACAAGUCAAAUACAAACCAUCGAAAUUCAUUUGGAACAAAUAUCCUUUGUUAGGUCGAGAAAAAGAAAUGAAGAUUUUUCGAAACUUAUUAGCAUCUAUGCUCGACUAUAGAAUCACGAAAAGUGAUACAGCAAUUAAACCUCAGUUCAAUACAUUGAUAAUAAGAGGUGAGCCCAGAAUAGGAAAAACGAGAAUAUUAGACGAAAUGGCAUUAAACAUACCAAGUGGUAUCCCAUCGAAUUACAUUUCUCUUGUUUCAACAGACAUGAAGAAGCCGUACACCUUAUUCCAUCUAAUAUUCUCUUUACCCUUGAAAUUCUCUUCAACGUCAACUUCAAAGGAUCGAGAAGACAUGUUGAUACGUUUAUUAGACAACAUACGUUAUCCUGAAUAUCUAUGUGUGUUGAAUGAAGUCUUCAACGUUCGUUUUCCAAUAACCAAACAAUACACAAUUUCUAUAGAAUCAGAAAGGCUUAAAAUACUUGAGCAACUUUUAAUGAAUCUAACAGAAAAAUGUUUUCAAAAGCUCUGGAUCAUCAUUAUUGACGAUAUUGAAUACGCCGACGAAGAGUCUUUGAACUUUUUCGAUAUUUUUAUCCAAACGGACAUGUUUUUAUUUAUCAUUAGUGUCGGUCGAAAAGUUGGUGCAGAAUACAAACUGGCUAAUAUAUUAUUAAAAAAAGCACGAGUCAUUGAACUGGAAGGUAUCGAUAAAUGGUAUCACAUUGGUAUUGUUUGUCAAAUACUCAAUAUAGAUGGUAUAUCUUCAGAAUUGGAGAAGCAAGUUAUUUUUUUUUUUUUUAACAAUAUUCUUAGGAGUAUUAGGUUCUAUAUGUAUUAGAAUUAUUUGUUUAGAUUGAUUCAAGAACAGAGUUUAGGAAAUCCAGGCUGGAUCGAAAGUUAUUUGGUGAGUCUCAUACAAAGUGAUAAAAUAGAAAUUUUAACUCUUACCAGAAAAGAAGCUGAGUCAGUGGGAUAUGUUUUAGCCGAAUUGAAAAUGUUAAGAAGAUUCAUUACUGAUACGACUAUUUUAAAAAAAGACUUCUCUCGCGAGGACAGAUGGGAAAUGUACAAGACGAGUUACAAGGAUGAGACAAUGUUAAUGAUCGAUGAAAAGAAUGAAAUCGAUUUGAGUAAUGAGCUCAUAAACGUAGCUUUUGCAAAAAUAUUAGAGAAGUCAUUAAUCAAAAACACAAAUAUUCAAAUAAAUAUGGAGGGUAAAACUUUUAUCAUUGUAUACACGGAUACUUAUUUAUAAUUACAUUCUUUUUCAGUACUUAUUUUAAAACUGUUCGAUGCCUUAACGCCCCUCGAUCAAUUAUUACUUAAAUGUGCUUCUGUACUUGGCGCAUUGAUUAAUCGAAAAAUGUUGGAAAGUAUAGUUGAAGUAUCAAAUAAAGACAUAGCUCUAAGUAAGAUCAGAUUACUAAUAUACAUAUAUAUACAUUUAUUUAUUUAUUUAUUUAUUUAAAUUCCCCCGACAUUAGCUAUUCGUAAACUUUUCGAAAUUCGAAUUUUCGAAUGCGGAAUUGGAGAUUUUUCUAAAAACAUUGGUCCCAUUAUAUACUACAAAAGCAUACGUAAUCAUAUCAAUAAUAUCGAUAUUCAAUGUAGAUGUAUUGGCAUCGUGAUACCAAGUACUUUUUUAAUUAUUCUCAACAAAAACAUUCUUUUCUCUUUUUUUCUUAUUUACUUUGAAUUCGAUUGUCAUUUAGAGGAACUGGAAAAUUUGCCAAAAUAUGCAUCAUGCGGUCUCAUACGUUUUAAGAAUACGAUAUUUCAAGACACGACAUAUAGAUUACUCACGGAGAAUCAAAAAGUCGAGUUGCACAAUAAAGCACUCAAAUAUUUAGAACGAAAUACAAGACGUUGCAUAUCAUGUGGCGAAGGAUAUUUUUCGAAAUUGUUAGGUGAAAAAUUCUUAGACGAAGUAGAAAAAUUACCAUUACAAUAUCCAUUGAAUGUAACACAACUUCAUGGAAUAAGUAGCAAGAUAUUCGACGUACCCAAAAUAAAAAAUAUAUCUCAUGAUUAUACGUUCUUAGAUGUAUUAACCACUAGAAAGAUUUUACCUUAUUUAAAUAUUCUGAAAAAAUCAAAGAAAAAAUUGACGCGUACUUUUUCCAACAUUGAUUUCACUAAUUGUGAAUGUAAUUUGAUAUUAUUAACCGUUUACACACAAAUGGUUGAGCAUUGUCGUGAAAUUGGUAAUAAUAAUAAAACUUUAAUCGCCAUAUUAGAAUUCGCCGAAAUUUGCAUUGAAAAUCAAAAUGUUCCUGAAGCAAGAAAAUUGUUGGACGAGGCUGAGACUAUACUUGAACAGAUGUUCGAUCCAAACAUAAACGAUACAGUUAAAUUUCUGUACCUUAUCGCUAAGAUUCAAACUUUACAAGGUAAAUGUUAUUUCGAGUCUGGGUACACUUCAGAAGCCGAGAAAAGCUUGGACAGAGCGAUGAAAACGUUAGGCUACCAAUUUCCACAAACGGAUAUAAUGAUCAAUCUAAAAACUAUAUUUCAAUUGAUAAAACUUAAAUUUUUAUUAUUUUUCUCUCCGAAAAAACGAAAAAAUGAUAAAGACGAAGACGAUUAUGUUACGAACUAUACGAAUCAAUUGGCGUAUUGCUUGGCUCAAAUGUUCGAAGUUUUCAAGAUUAAAGAUAUGAAAAAAGAGACUCGAUUGGCAGCAAUAUGGGCACUGAACACAGCACGUUCUAACAACGAUUUCUUGAUACUUUCCACGUGUUACACCAAUAUGCUGACUACCGCUCACAUUCAUUGCAGAAACAACAUCAUCAAGUAUUUGGAGGACGAGAGCAUCGACUUGUGUAACGAAGAAAUGAGGUUGAUAGAGUAUCAAGAUCUCAAAAUCAUAAUUGAACUUUAUGCCGGUGUUUUUUUCUCACGUUGGAUAAGAGGACAAAUUGAAAAAGCUAUCGAGAUUGGUUUCAUCGUUAUCAGAUUAGCAAGAUCAAUCAAUUUAACGGACACCGAAUGUAUCGUUUUACCAAGACUCAUUAAUCUUCUGAUGCUCUCUUGUCGACAUUCCGAAAUUGUCUCAGUAUUACGAGACUUAGAAUUUAUAUCGAAAAAUCAUAUGGACAAGUCCGGUUAUACAUGGUAUUACGCAGCGUGUGUCGAUGUACAAUUGGACAUAGGAUUGACGGUCCUUUCUUACGAGCAUUGCGAACGUUAUUAUUUGAAAGAAGGUGAACAUCUUAUCAGCUUGCGAGAUCCGGAAGCCGAAAGACGAUAUUUUACAUCGAUGUGGCUAUGGUGUAUUAGAAACAAAGAAUGGGAAGCAUCUAAAGUAUGGUUGGAAAAAAAAGUUGGAAAAAAAAAGACUGACGAGGACCUAGUGGCAGCCACUCUCACGGAUUUGAAAGAACUCGAAGGAAUGCUCAUUUCUUACGUAUAUUAUAUGAGCAAUUAUGACGUCAAAGCAAUAGAUAUUAUGGCGCAAAUUGAAGUUUCCUUAAAAAAUAUUAAAAAUUUGCUGAAGAUGGUAAAAAUUGUGAUACCAAGGUACAUAUUAAUAAAAGCUUACUAUUUCAUGGUUCGAGGUUAUAAAAAGACAGCUAUAAAGAUUUUGCAUAAAGCUAAGAAAAUAGCUUUCAAAAUGAAUAAUAAACUGAUAUAUGGAUGGGCAGUGCAUUGUAAACAAGCUUGGGAAGGAAAACUAUCACCGUUACAACAAGACUUGUGGCAACAACAGUCUUUGAUCGCUUUGUCUUCAGGUUGGGACGAAAUUAAUGCGAACGAUAGAAAAGUUACUUUUUAUACACUGCCAAUAUUAAAUCUAUAAAACUAUUAAAGCUAUUAACGACCUAUUAAAUCUAUUAAAUCUUGUCUUAUUUGUUAAAUCUUAAUUUUGUUUUAUUGAAACGAUUAUUUAAUGAUAUAAUAUAUUCUACUGUACAUAAAAAGUAAUUAAAUCUAUUCGAUACACGCACACAACAUACGUCUACUCGAAUUAAAUACCGUUGACGAUAUGUUAACGUUUUUAUGAAAUAAUACCAUUACGCUAUGAGAACGAUUAUCAUUGGUUAAUUUAUAAAAUGGCAAUGCGCGCCAUCUUAAGUUAAUUUAAAUAAAAAUACAUAAGCUUUGUUGUAAACAAAAUUGUAUUUAUAUUGAAUCGUAAAGAAAUAAUAAUGCAUUUAUUUUUAUAUAAUAUA
This is a messenger RNA of Vespula vulgaris, 5704 nucleotides long. Its product is annotated as adenylate cyclase type 10-like. The record is from RefSeq and is a predicted model, not a curated record. Gene Ontology annotation, biological process: cyclic nucleotide biosynthetic process; intracellular signal transduction. Gene Ontology annotation, cellular component: cytoplasm. Lineage: Eukaryota; Metazoa; Arthropoda; Insecta; Hymenoptera; Vespidae. Gene Ontology annotation, molecular function: adenylate cyclase activity.